Ipomoea triloba (trilobed morning glory) is the source of this 1202-nucleotide messenger RNA. RefSeq names its product acyl-CoA--sterol O-acyltransferase 1-like. Bases 114 to 1187 code for a protein of 357 amino acids. Gene Ontology annotation, biological process: lipid metabolic process. NCBI's taxonomy places the organism in Eukaryota, Viridiplantae, Streptophyta, Magnoliopsida, Solanales, Convolvulaceae. The record is from RefSeq and is a predicted model, not a curated record. The transcript has 3 exons.
CAUUAAACCAUCUGAUCUGCAGAAUCCACUUUUUGCAGUUUUUAAGGUUUCUUUGAAACAGACAGAUUAUUGUCAGAUCCGAUCUGUCUGGAAAUCUGGGAAUUAAAGUGACGAUGAUGAUUAUGGAAGGCGAAAUCAAGAGUUUCAUGGUGGUAUGGAGCACAGUGUUGGGUUGUUUAUGCUAUUGCCACGCCAUUGAUAAGCUUCUUCUCCCUAAACCCACCAUUACAAGAGCUCUCUCUCUCAUCCCAGUUGCCUGUCUCUUUAUGGUUCUCCCUCUUAACCUCCACUCCAUCAAUCUGGGCGCCACCUCUUCUUUCUUCAUUGCAUGGCUGGCGAGUUUUAAGGUUCUCCUCUUCGCGUUUGGCGAUGGGCCUUUGGCUUCUUCCCCGCCGCUCCCUCUCUCGUCCUUCGUUCUCGUGGCUUGUCUGCCCAUCAAGUUUCAGAGUUUGCAGGAGUCAUCAUCAUCGCAGCCCAAGAAAGCUCGGAGGUCUUCUGUUAAUCAUUUGACGAAAUUGAUGUUGCUGUUGAUCUUGUUUCGUGUGUAUAAGUACCAAAAAUAUAUUCACCGAAAUCUUCUACUGUUCUGCUACUGCCUCCACAUUUACUUUUGUCUUGAGCUGAUGUUAGUGGCGGUGGCUGCCGCGGUCCGGGCAGGGACGGGAAUGGAGAUGGAGCCGCCGUUCAACGAGCCGCACCUCGCGACCUCGCUGCAGGACUUCUGGGGGAGGAGGUGGAACCUGAUUGUGAGCAACAUCUUGCGCCCCACGGUGUACGCGCCGGUGAAGUCGGCGACGGGGCGCGUAUUGUCGAGGAAGUGGGCGGUGGUGACGGCGGUGAUGGCGACGUUCGUUGUGUCGGGGGUGAUGCACGAGCUCGUUUUCUACAACAUUGGGAGGGUGAGGCCGAGCGGGGAAGUGUUGGGGUUCUUCGUGCUGCAUGGGGCAUGUUUGGGUGUGGAAAUUGGGGUGAAGAAAUGGUUGAAAGGGAGGUUUUGGGUGCCAGGUUUUGUGUCGGGGCCAUUGGCAGUUUGCUUUGUGAUUCUCACGAGUUUUUGGCUGUUCUUCCCACCAUUCUUGAAGAACAAGGCUGAUGUGAAAGUGUGCAGUGAGUUUCUUGCUUUUGUAGAGACUGUCAAGCAUCAUACAUUAGUUAGUCCCAAUAACAUCACCUGCCCUUUCUUCUGAUCACAUGAUGUUAGA